Messenger RNA from Lutra lutra (Eurasian river otter), 6161 nucleotides. RefSeq names its product sarcoglycan delta (gene SGCD). Gene Ontology annotation, biological process: cardiac muscle tissue development; heart contraction. The coding region runs from base 249 to 1118 and encodes 289 amino acids. Lineage: Eukaryota; Metazoa; Chordata; Mammalia; Carnivora; Mustelidae. The record is from RefSeq and is a predicted model, not a curated record. The transcript has 8 exons. Gene Ontology annotation, cellular component: sarcoglycan complex; sarcolemma.
UGAAGUACAGACAGAGUACGGUUUCAAAGCAGUCAGAAAAAAGAACGGGAAUGCUGUUCAGGAAAUUCUUCAGGCAUGGGCAGGGACUUGGCUGCAAUUCUGCAGUUGGAAAAUCUGACUGGGGCAGCUUCUGAACACAGGCUGGGCCUGCUCACACUCACACUCGGCAGGCUGAGCGACUGCCUCCUGGGCGCGCUCCGGGACUCUGAGUGAUUUUCAUCAGCCGCUUUGGGAAGCCAGGGAGAGAGAUGCCUCAGGAACAGUACACACACCACCGGAGCACCAUGCCCAGCUCUGAGGGGCCACAGGUAUACAAGGUGGGCAUUUAUGGCUGGCGGAAAAGAUGCCUGUAUUUCUUCGUCCUGCUCCUGAUGAUUUUAAUACUGGUGAACUUGGCCAUGACCAUCUGGAUUCUCAAAGUCAUGAACUUCACAAUUGAUGGAAUGGGGAAUUUGAGAAUCACAGACAAAGGUCUAAAACUAGAAGGAGACUCAGAAUUCUUGCAACCUCUCUACGCCAAAGAAAUCCAGUCCCGACCAGGUAAUGCCCUGUACUUCAAAUCAGCCAGAAAUGUUACAGUGAACAUUCUCAAUGACCAGACUAAAGUGCUAACUCAGCUCAUCACAGGUCCAAAAGCUGUAGAAGCUUAUGGCAAAAAGUUUGAAGUAAAGACAGUUUCUGGAAAAUUGCUCUUCUCUGCAGAUAACAACGAAGUGGUGGUAGGAGCUGAAAGAUUAAGAGUUUUAGGAGCCGAGGGCACAGUGUUCCCUAAAUCUAUAGAGACACCUAAUGUCAGGGCAGACCCCUUCAAGGAACUAAGGUUGGAGUCCCCGACCCGGUCUCUGGUGAUGGAGGCCCCCAAAGGAGUGGAAAUUAAUGCAGAAGCCGGCAAUAUGGAAGCCACCUGCAGAACCGAGCUGAGGUUGGAGUCCAAAGACGGAGAGAUUAAGUUAGAUGCUGCGAAAAUCCAACUACCUAGACUGCCUCACGGAUCCUACACACCUACAGGAACGAGGCAGAAGGUCUUCGAGAUCUGCGUCUGCGCCAAUGGGAGAUUAUUCCUGUCCCAGGCAGGAGCUGGUUCCACUUGUCAGAUAAACACAAGUGUCUGCCUUUGAGAGACCAUCCAUAGUGGACGUUGUCGGCAGCAGAAAGGCCGUUUUUGGCUUUAGACCCUGGCUGCCAGCUAUUUUUACUAGAACACAGAAAGCCUAUCAAAGACCUUGUGCGUGUGUGUGUGCGUGCGUGCGUGUGAGUGUGUGUGUGUAUGCGUGCGGAUGGAUAUAAAUAUAUAUAAAUAUAUAUAAAUAAAUAUAUAUAUCCUCUGUAUAAAAUGAGGUUUCAGUACAAAAGGAACCAUGGGUGACCCUGUGAUACACCGUCAUUUCCAUGUCAACCCCACCACCUACAUGAUAAGAUCAAAAACACUGAUGCAGGCCCAACAUUCCUCACACCCUUCCAAAUCACACAGUGUAUCAGACACUUAACCGAAUAUUCACCAACAGUUUGAGGAGCCACGUGUCUUCCCCUGUAGUGUCAUUACAGGGCAGUGAUGGCGGGAAUCUCCAAGUCACGCUCGAGCAGUGAGACCCUUGUAUUGAAAUAGACAUUUUGUUUCCAUUUUUACUUUUAGGAAGGCUGGCCCACAUCCCACCUUUCAAGCGAGGGAUGGGGCAGUGCCACAGAAGUCAGCUGCAGGAACACAAAGGGCUGUUCUCCCUUCACGGCCAAAUGUACUGGGGCUUUUGUAGUUGCAUGAAUGUGGAGGAUGAAUUUCAGCAAAGUUUAAACUGCUCACCCAACUCCUGCUAGCCUCCUUCAAAAAUCACAUAUUAUCCCACAAUCAAAAUAGGAGUUGUAAAUCAGCACAAAAUAGGAUAACAGCUGCUCCUCAGUCUGCUGGAAGCGACUCCGUGGCCUGACAGGCAAAGAAUACAUGGGUGGUGUGUCUCUGUUUAAAGGACAAAAUGGCUCCAAGUCUGUUUCAUCCUCACUUCUGACUUUAUCCAGCAGACUCCAGCCCCAAGUGAACGGGUCCAUCAAAAUCGUUAAGAGAAGAACCCCUACCUGAAGAGAAGCCAUUGAGGGACAGAAACCUAAUUAAGAACAGCAUAGAAAACCUAAUUAAUUUUUCUAUGUAUCCUGGGAUUGGUAGGUAAUUUGGAGACUUGCCUUUUCUUUCUAAAGGCAUGCACAAACUCUGGCUUCCAUCUUCUUAUAUAUAUGCUUGUUGGGCUAUUCAUAUUCCUAAGGCCACCGUUAUGUUUUCUCCAAGAAUAGUGACCCAAGAAUCACAGAUCUGAAAUGCAUGCCCUCAGAAAUGGUCACUGGAAAUUAAUAUAAACUGAGUCACAUGUCUCUCUCAGACUCACUGUGUUUCCACAGCCCAGCAGCAUCAUGACUCGAUACGUGGAAGCACCUCCCUGGUUCCCGCCAUCAGCUACCUCUCAUCCCUCCACCUUCAUCAUCGUGCUCCAGGGUCACCCUGGCCAGCUCUUGUGCUGGGACAGGGGAUUACACCAUCUCUGUUCAAAGAGGGGGAAAUGUGCCUAUGCCUUAAGUCAAUGCACUCAGCAAGGAGAAGCACAUCCUGUUUAUCUUGUUACAACUGUAGUUUAUUUUGGGUGAUUGGAGGGGAAUGGUUCAGUCAUGAGUGGGCCUCUUAAAAGCUGGUAGACAAACCAAGUGGCUGACAGAAGUGGCCUCACAGGAGCCCAAAUGGAGUCAUAACUGGCUUAGACAGUCCCGGACGCCAUUUGCCAAGCAGCGGCCCCACGAUCCUAAAUGAGGUUGUAUUUGUAGGCCCAAAUGACAUUUGUGUUUUCUUCAAGGUUUUAAUUUUUCUUACUUCACAAGUGGGGGAAGAUUUGUCACAGGAAAUGAAUAACAGAUUUGAUAUUUUUGAGAGGACACUCCAGCAUCAGGCUGAGGUUUGCAUACAAAGGAUAUAAAAGUAAGCUGUGUGUUGCUUAGUCACGUAGGAGCGGGUGGGGGCAAAACAGGGGGGAGGUUUCCUAGCCUGACCAGCAACCCUGCUGGCUUCCAGACCCUAUAUUCCCUCCAGUCACUCCUCCUUUGUAUCCCAUGUAGAAGAAUUGAGUUGUUCAAGGGCAAGACUACUUAGUUUGUAAAAGUAGAAGCUAAAAAGGAAAACCCUAAGAAGGUGUCAAGUUGCUUUGGAUUGGCAUUAUUUAUGUCCUGUAGAAUCCUACUGCUAGCAUCUGCAUGUACUACAUACAGGGUUUUGCCAAAUAGGAGAGCCUCCCCCCCACCCCCACUUGGCUACGAGGAACAUCUUCCCCAUGUCAUUCAGACAAACAGUAGUAGCCGUGAGGCCCUCUGUGGCUAAAUACCUUAACACAAAAUGUUUUUAAGCAGACAGACCAUCUUUGCGUUUUGCCAUCCCAAGUACAGAAUCUAUGGAUGACAAGAAAACAAAAGGCUCCCUAAACCUCUUUCCUCUGAUUUUGUUCUAAUCAUCAUAGGAAAAUCUGAGAUCAGAACCUUGGGGAUUUUAUGCCAAUAAAACAUAGUGAUGUGAUCCCUUGCAGAAUUCAGUCCUAAAGGGAAUCAGAUCACAAAUAGGAAAAAAUAAUAAUAAUAGCAAACCAAGAAUGAAAUCAAGCACCUAUGGGGUACAGACAUGAUAAAAAAAAAUUGAUUUUCAUUUGUACUAAGUGACUACAAAAUACCAGGUAAUAGGCAGGAAACCUGGCAUGGACUAAAUUAUGUAUUUCAGUUCAGACUACAGAAAUCAGUAAAAUGCAUUCAAAGUUCCUCAAUGUACAUUUUGUUCUCCCAACUUCCUCCAACUAGAAUAUUUGUCCAUGGUCAUAAGAGAAAGUUUUAAUUCUGGGGGAAAAAAACCUUUUACAUUAAAAUCCGAUAAACUUUCAUUUUAAAAAGUGAGAUUCUUUCUAAUCUUUAUAUAAUAUCUUCUAGACAAUCACACUCCAGCAUAUUAAACAGCAGGUGGCGUGACAAGAGUUCAAGUGAAUCAAUAUUCUAGAAGUUCUAGUAUGCUAAUAGUCUUCAGAAGAUUUUUUUAAUUAAAAAGUGAUCUCCAAAUAUGUUUAGCACUCUGUUCUAUUUGUUAUCUGUUCAACAAGUCUUAAAAGUUCAGUCUUAAACUACUAGCGUAUGAGAAAGGUUUUCAAAAGCUCUUACGGUGGCGUCUCUGCAGGUGGAAACUUGGUAUGAGGCUUUCUAAUUGUUCCUUUACCCAAGGGAUAGAUCUUAUAAACUUGAAUUGGCUUUAACUUCCUUUAGGUCAGUUUCCUUUGGAUGAUUUUCAUUGUAUAUCCAGCAACUAUAGACCAAAGACUGCUUAAAGUUUAAUUCUAGAGCAGGGGUCAGCAAACUGGGGUCCCUAGACCAAACCUGGCUCAUCACCAGUCUUUGUAAAUAAAGUUUUAUUGUAACACAGACACAUCCAUUCAUUUCCAUGUUGUCUGUAGCUGAUUUCAUUCUAUAACAAUAGGGUCGGGUAACUGUGCCAGAGACCUCAUGGCCUGAAAAGCAGAAAAUACUCUUUGGACCUUUCCAGAAAAGUUUGCUGACCCCAACAUAGAGGUCAUUUGUGCUAGGUGUUGGACACAGCUGGAAGGAAAGCAAACUCCACAGUAGCGUGGAGUCACCCUACAUUUCUGUGUGUGCUUAGGAAUAUAAAUUCUUGCCUAAAGAAGAAGGUUAACCCUUAUGUUUUGAGUAAAAGUGAUCCACUUGUCUGAGAAAUGCAGGUUCACAGGAAUCGUGGGAAAAGGGAGGGUGGAGUCAGGGGAAGACUUCGUGCAAAAGGAAAGCUGUGCUCCUCCAAUAGUUUUUUUCCUUAGGACCCUUAAUUAGAGAAUGGUUCCUUGAGUUGGUAUCUUGGAGGGCCAGAAGAAAAGCAGAGGUCCUAUGGUUUAAAUUUAGAAUUUCUAAAGGGACUGUUUCUGCAGUGUCACAGGUUUUCCACCUCACCAUCACAUAUUCCAGAAAGAUGCUCAUUCUGUGGUCCUCUAGAGAGUAUCUUCGACCAAACGUGUCUUGUGGACAUCCAUCAAUCAGUUAUUUACACCCCCAGUGCACUCGCCAUUCCUGUGUCCCCACCUGGCCUGAAGGGUUGGUGGGACCAAUAAAUAAUAUUGGAAGAAUAAUAAAUAUGGGGGGAGGAGAAAUACUGAAAGCAGCAUCUUAAAAUAUGUAGGAAGAGAAAAUAUCGUAAACAUCUUUCAUGAAGGUGUUUAGUGGGGAAACCAAAUCAAUGCCAGUUUGAUUUUGUUUCCAAGGAUUUGGGUCUUUUUUAUUUGGUGUAGCAGGAGCGCAAAAAAAAAAAAAAAAAAAAAAAAAAAAAGACCUAUUUUGAAUUUUUGAAUUCCAACAUCUCUGCCUCUGUGUCAUAAGACAAGUUCCUACCAGAGAUCUGUUCCUUCAGUCAACAAAUCUACUGCUAAAUCCAUUCUUAUAUUACUGAAACAGCAUCAGUAAUGAAUGAGUCUUUGUAAGCAUGAGCAUUCCUGUCGGAAAAGACUUUUUCUUUUUUUUUUUAAAUGAAAACAACCAGGAGUAUUUACCAGACCCCAGUCCACAUCACUUAAAGAGCCCUUCAGCAUUUUAUCUGGAUUCAACCAAAAGAGGAUUAAAUUGGUAACACUGCCCUUCGCAGAAGCAGCUAUGUGAGAAUAUCUUGCUUUUGUUGAUUUUAGGCAAAAGGUAGCAUGAUGUUUGGACCAAACUGGUGAACAGAUCCCUGUAAGCUCUUGAUCCUUAUUUUUUAAGGCUCUGUGAAAGGUGAGAAUCUCAUUGAAGUAAGUUGUAAACAAAACAAGAUGGUUCACUCUCUUUCCCCUGCACCAGGAAAUCUUAGGCCCCAAAAGGAUAAUGAAGCACCUCCUAGAAUGAUACGUUUGCAUGGUGGCCCACUAGCAGGUAGGGGGUGGGGGGGAGGUUAUAAUAAAAAAUCACCUUAGAAAACAGGCCUUUUAUCUCAAAGAUAAAAAUGUCUUUCAGUCUUUCAUCACUUUUUCCUCAGGGGAAGUUUCCCCCACUUCCACCUUAUUUCCAUUAAAAUCGUCAAAACUACUGCAUUGGGAUGUCAGAUGCAUCUCUUUCUUUGUGGCAAUCUGAAUUUAAAAUUAUACAGUUGCCUCUGAAUUUCUCAUUCACAAAGCUAAACCCAC